CCUCGGUCGAGACGACCGCGGCUGUUAGGCACCCUCGACUGGCGGCGGUGGCGGCUCCUGGCGUGGCGGGGCGAUCGGCCAGCUUUCUAGGUCGGAACGGAACGCUUGGCUUCGCGGGCGCCGCCCGGAAAGUUUGCAGUGAAACCGCGACCUCCCGGCCGGCGCGGCCCAGCAUGAAGCGGCGCUGAGGAGCCGCCGCGGCCGCCUGAGGAGGAGCCGCUGCACCCCGGGCCACGCCGAUGACUACUGCAAACUGUGGCGCCCACGACGAGCUCGACUUCAAACUCGUCUUUGGCGAGGACGGGGCACCGGCGCCGGUGUCCCAGGUCUCGCGGCCUGCAGAUCUUGAGCCAGAUGAUUGUGCACCCAUUUACAUCUUUAAUGUAGAUCCACCUCCAUCUACUUUAAACUCAUCACUUGGUUCACCACAUCAUGGACUGCCGCAGCCUCACUCUUCUGUUUUGUCACCAUCAUUUCAACUCCAAGGUCACAAAACUUAUGAAGGAACUGGUGAUAUUCCUGAAUCUAAAUAUAGCCCAUUAGGUGGUCCCAAGCCCUUUGAGUGCCCAAGUAUUCAAAUUACAUCCAUCUCUCCUAAUUGUCAUCAAGGAACAGAUGCACAUGAAGAUGACCUACAUAUAAAUGACCCAGAAAGGGAAUAUUUGGAAAGGCCUUCUAGAGAUCAUCUCUAUCUUCCACUUGAGCCAUCCUACCGGGAAUCUUCCCUUAGUCCUAGUCCUGCCAGCAGCAUUUCUUCUAGGAGCUGGUUCUCAGAUGCAUCUUCUUGUGAAUCUCUCUCACACAUUUAUGAUGAUGUGGACUCAGAGUUGAAUGAAGCUGCUGCUCGAUUUACUCUUGGCUCACCUCUGACUUCUCCAGGUGGCUCUCCAGGAGGCUGCCCUGGAGAAGACUCCUGGCAUCAGCAGUAUGGACCUGGACACUCCUUGUCACCUAGGCAAUCUCCUUGCCACUCUCCUAGAUCCAGUAUCACUGAUGAGAAUUGGCUGAGCCCUAGACCAGCCUCAGGACCUUCAUCAAGGCCCACUUCUCCCUGUGGUAAACGACGGCACUCCAGUGCUGAAGUAUGCUACGCUGGUUCCCUUUCACCUCAUCACUCACCUGUUCCUUCCCCUGGUCACUCCCCUAGAGGAAGUGUAACAGAAGAUACCUGGCUUACUGCUUCUGUCCAUACUGGGUCAGGCCUUGGCUCUGCACCGUUUCCUUUUCAGUACUCUGUGGAGACUGAUAUCCCUUUGAAAACAAGGAAGACUUCUGAAGAUCAAGCUGCCAUACUACCAGGAAAAUUAGAGAUCUGUUCAGAUGAUCCAGGGAGCUUAUCACCAUCCCGGGAGACUUCAGUAGAUGAUGGCCUUGGAUCUCAGUAUCCUUUAAAGAAAGAUUCAUCUGGUGACCAAUUUCUUUCAGUUCCUUCUCCCUUUACCUGGAGCAAACCAAAGCCUGGCCACACCCCUAUAUUUCGCACAUCUUCAUUACCUCCAUUAGACUGGCCUUUACCAACUCACUUUGGACAAUGUGAAUUGAAAAUAGAAGUGCAACCUAAAACUCAUCAUCGAGCCCAUUAUGAAACUGAAGGUAGCCGAGGGGCAGUGAAAGCCUCUACUGGUGGCCAUCCUGUUGUGAAGCUCCUGGGCUAUAGUGAAAAGCCAAUAAAUCUGCAGAUGUUUAUUGGAACAGCUGAUGAUCGGUAUUUACGACCUCAUGCAUUUUACCAGGUGCAUCGAAUUACUGGAAAGACAGUUGCAACUGCAAGUCAAGAGAUAAUAAUUGCCAGCACAAAAGUUCUGGAAAUUCCACUUCUACCUGAAAAUAAUAUGUCAGCCAGUAUUGACUGUGCAGGUAUUUUGAAACUCCGCAAUUCAGAUAUAGAACUUCGAAAAGGAGAAACUGAUAUUGGCAGAAAGAAUACUAGAGUACGACUUGUAUUUCGUGUGCACAUCCCACAGCCCAGCGGAAAAGUCCUUUCUCUACAGAUAGCAUCUAUUCCUGUUGAGUGCUCUCAGCGAUCUGCUCAAGAGCUCCCUCAUAUUGAGAAGUACAGUAUCAACAGUUGCUCUGUCAAUGGAGGCCAGGAAAUGAUUGUGACAGGAUCUAAUUUUCUUCCAGAAUCUAAAAUAAUUUUCCUUGAAAAAGGACAAGAUGGAAGACCUCAUUGGGAGGCUGAAGGGAAAAUAAUCAGAGAAAAAUGUCAAGGGGCUCACAUUGUCCUUGAAGUACCUCCCUAUCAUAACCCAGCAGUUACAGCUGCAGUGCAGGUGCACUUUUAUCUUUGCAAUGGCAAGAGGAAAAAAAGCCAGUCUCAACGUUUUACUUACACACCAGUUUUGAUGAAGCAAGAACAAAGAGAAGAUACUGAUUUGUCUUCAGUUCCAUCCUUACCUGUGCCUCAUUCUGCCCAGACCCAGAGGCCUUCCUCAGAUACAGGGCACCCACAUGACAGUGUAUUGCCAGCACCGAGAAGCUUGAUUUGUCCAAUCCAGCCAACAUAUGCAUCUAUGAUAACCUCAUCCCAUUUGCCACAGUUGCAGUGUAGGGAUGAGGAUGCUGGUAAAGAACAGCAUAUAAUACCAUCUUCUGUCAUGCACCAGCCUUUUCAUGUUACGUCAACGUCUCCUAUGGGGUCUUCCUAUCAGUCUAUACAUACUAAUGUGUAUAAUGGACCAACUUGUCUUCCCAUGAAUCCUGCCUCUAGUCAAGAAUUUGAUCCAGUUUUGUUUCAGCAGGAUGCAGCUCUUUCUACUUUAGUAAAUCUUGGCUGUCAACCACUGUCACCAAUACCAUUUCAUUCUUCAAAGUCAGAUGCAACAGGACAUCUCUUAGCACAUUCAGCUCAUUCUGUGCAAACCCCACCUCAUCUGCAGUCAGUGGGAUACCAUUGUUCAAACACAGGACAAAGAUCUCUUUCUUCUCCAGUGGCAGACCAGGUCACAGGUCAGCCUUCUUCUCAUUUACAGCCUCUUACAUACUGUUCUUCACAUCCAGGAUCUGCUACAGCAGCUUCCCCAACAGCCUCUCAUCCCCUGGCUAGUUCACCGCUUUCUGGGCCAUCAUCCCCUCAGCUGCAGUCUAUGCCUUAUCAAUCUCCUAGCUCAGGAACUGCCUCAUCACCAUCUCCAGAUAGCAGAGUGCAUUCUGGACAACACUCUACUCAAGCACAAAGUACAGGCCAAGGAGGUCUUUCUGCACCUUCAUCCUUAGUAUGUCACAGUUUAUGUGACCCAGCAUCAUUUCCACCUGGUGGUGCAGCUGUGAGCAUUAAGCCUGAACCUGAAGAUCAGGAACCUAACUUUGCAACCAUUGGUCUACAGGAUAUCACUUUAGAUGAUGUGAACGAGAUAAUUGGGAGAGACAUGUCCCAGAUUUCUGUUUCCCAAGGCCCAGAGGUGAGCAGAGACGCUCUUCUCCCAGGUCCCGAGUCCCCAGGUGUCAGAAGAUCUGAUGGGCUCUAACAGUGCUCACUGAAGCUUUGUACCCACUACCAACUGCUCAGCCGGCUUCUCUCUUGGACCUUGGGUUUCCAGCCAGACUUCAGAACCUGUUGUAGGAGUUGGACUCACUGUUGGAAAAGCAUUCCUCCACCUCAAGCCUUGGGCAGAUUUUGUAAAAGAACAGAGCAGCAUAGGCUGUUUGAGCUGUGUGAAAACAAGUUUCGCUUUUUUAUAUUUAAAUAGGAUACUUUUAUAUGAUGGGUGCUUGAGUGUGAAUGCAGCAGGCUCUCUAUUUCAGAGGUGCUGCUCUUGCAGGUGACCUGGUUGCAUAGCUAGGAUUAGUAAUUUGUACUGCUUUCUGGUCAUUUGAAGAGCCCUUUAGUUUUGAUAUUUUUAAAAUAGAAUUUUUGAUAAAACCUUCCAGAGGCAGAUAAGAAAAAAUAUUCUAAGCCCACACUUACACCUCAAAACUUAGCAUGCAUCCUGAAGCCUUUCAUAGAGACAUAGGAAAUAAAGCCAAAUGUAGAUCACACUCUUUAUAAAAAGAAAAAUGUCAGGUAUAUCGAGAAGAGACCAUUCCAUCAUUGAAGUGUUGGAUAUGAAUACAUUCCAGAGCAUAGCCUUUUGUAACUUUAGAUCACCAUCAAGCAGUCUCUCCACUAGCUCAAUGUUCAAGCUGUUUUUUUUUCCUCAGGAUCUUGGAUAAAACCGUCAUUUGUAAGGUGAAUUUCAAAGGUAGGGUUUUAGCUUAGGUAGUUAUUUUCUACCUAAUAAAUAGAAGUGGGAGCUUCUGCCGUUAAUCUGUAGUGUUUGAAGCCAGUCUCCUGAUAGUUUAGGCAUUGCGGUUUUAACUCUUGAGGCCAGGCCAUCAGUGCCAGAAACCAAGUACGAAUGAGCUGUAUAAUAGAGGAGGCAGAGAAAAUGCAGGAGUCCAGAGGUGAAGACUUUAAGAUUCACAAUGACAUUGAAGGCUUAUCUCCUGUUUACAGCCUGCAAGGAUUCUUUACCUGACUAUAUGAUCCAAAAACCAGCCUUUCCGCCAAAAGGCUUUGAGAGACAUCCAAAAAUGAGAUGGUCAUAGACCUAUCCUUCCACACCAAAGACACCCUGGUGCUGCUGCUAGGGAGGCUUGUGUCCAAGGGAAGGCCCAGUAGGAAUUCCAGCCUGCUGUCUACCAAAGGAGGUGCCCUAGUUGGGUACUAUUCCCAAACCCUGCCUUUGUUCUUCCCUGUUAAAGUCCCUGAAUUUUACAGUAUGUUUAAAUGAUAUAAUGUACAUGUAUUCAUUCAGGAAGCAAAUUGAGUGCCUACAAGUGCUACUACUCUCGGGGUUGUGACCCUUGAUAGUAGGGCUAUCUUUACUAAGGCUACAUCAGGCCUAAGCAGGGGCUGGCGUGUUGCCCACCACCUCUAGUAAGCAGGGUAGGAGGUACUGAUUCAGGAUGAGGGAAGUAUGUAUUUAUUUUUAACACAAUGCUUUACAUUUCUUCCCUAAAGCUAGUUAGAAAACAGUUUAUCAGCAAAUCGCUCUGGCCACUCCUGGAGCUGGAUAUUUUCCAAGUUUCCCUCAAAGUAAGUUUUGUAUCAGUGGGUGUAGACAGUGAGAUUUGCUUUAGGGCCCAUGUUGGUAGCCCACAGCUUCCUCUAAAGGGCAUUGGCCUCUCAGGUGAACUUGCAGAGACUUGGCCAAAUUUGCUUCCACCCUCUUUCCCCUGGGGCAGUUCUCAUAUGGGGUCAUUGCAAGACCCCUUGGGGGUGCUGCUUUGCCGCCUUCAAGAAUAAAAAGCCUCUAUGAUCCAGAGUUGCUAUGCACCACAUUUUGAUGCCUUUUAAAUACCUUGAUGCCUGUAGCAUUAGAAAUGCUUUCCUAUUUAAAAUGGGUUAGGUUUUAAAAUAGAGCUUUGUAUUCUAUGUAAUGGUUUUGUAUUAGCUUUGUAUAAGCUUUCAUGUAAGAGUAAUAUUUUUGGGCUUUGUAGAUAAAGACAAAUUUUUGUGCAAAAUAGUGGUGGUAAAGCACACAUCCAUUGGACUAUGCAAAUUGACUUCUAGUAGCAGCACUGAGCAACUGGGCAUUGGCUAGCACACCAACUUUCCUCUCACCUGUACGAGACCUUGGCUUGAGGAAUGGAGGAGCAGCCUUCUGUUUAUUAGAGAUGCAGAGACAUGGCUGAAAACAUUACAAAGAGAUGUUUGGGUUCACAUAUGGUGCUGCUGCCUUGGGUACAACCCACCCCACCACCCAGGGCCAGCAGUAUCACCAGACUGGUGCUGGGCCUCGCUGAGAAGCCCAGUUUCUAAUAUGCAGAACACAGAGUCACUUUACAGGCUCAGAUGGGCACAAGUUGAAACCCUGUGUUUUAUAGAAUGGAUGUUUGGGUGAAGAAAUUGGUUCUCAGUUAUGUUUACAGCACUAGGGAUUGUGUUUUCUUGUAUAUUUUGUAUUUUAAAACCUUUUCUAGGAGUGCAGUGCUCCUUACACAAAUACAAAGGGAAGACGAGCCAGCAGUUCAGGCUCCUCCUCAGUUACAGUGCUGAAAUAAUAAACAGUGAACAGUC
This is a messenger RNA of Psammomys obesus (fat sand rat), 6001 nucleotides long. RefSeq names its product nuclear factor of activated T cells 3 (gene Nfatc3). Gene Ontology annotation, biological process: cytokine production; calcineurin-NFAT signaling cascade; regulation of transcription by RNA polymerase II. Gene Ontology annotation, cellular component: transcription regulator complex. The record is from RefSeq and is a predicted model, not a curated record. Gene Ontology annotation, molecular function: DNA-binding transcription factor activity, RNA polymerase II-specific; transcription factor binding; RNA polymerase II cis-regulatory region sequence-specific DNA binding. The transcript is spliced from 10 exons. The coding region runs from base 240 to 3467 and encodes 1075 amino acids. Lineage: Eukaryota; Metazoa; Chordata; Mammalia; Rodentia; Muridae.